UUUACAGUAUCAGUGUGUGGGUUACCGUACCGUCCCCCUGACUAGAUGUGGAUGGAGAUAACUGUCACUGUGCUGUCGUUUGAAUAUCAGUCAGCUCAGGUUAGGGACAUAGCAUCAUAGACAAAAGCCGAGUAUGCUGAAAUAGCAACAACUGAAAGAGUAUUUCGACAUGGCACCCAAAUCGCUGUCUGAAAAGUUAGCAAAUUUAGAGGACAGUGACUUAAAAGAGUCUACCUGCAUUUGCAGGAAACAGUGUAAGAACUGUAAAAUCUUUCUGGGAUUCUUCGUCUUAUCCCUUUCAUUGCAUCUAGUUACGCUUUUCUGUUAUUUGGACCUGAGAUCCGAAGUGAAACGCGAGAUUCUCCAGAAGAACAGAGAGGAGACACUGUCACCGGCCGCAACCGAUAUGAAUGACCGAUAUUCUCCAGUAUUCCAGCUGUUGGAUAUCAGCUACCCAGCUGAUCUACAGAAUAGGUUGCCUCUGGGGAACAGUGACAAAAGCUCUCACCUCAAAGAAGACAGAGACAAUGCUGUCCAUCGCACCAAAAGGAGCCAGCAGAAUAAACGACUUGAUUCAGAAUCACAUGGAAACAAACGAAAAGAAAGGAAAAAAGGUAAGAAGGGCCCUCCGGGUGCACCUGGCCCCCUAGGCCCUCCAGGGCCACAGGGGCCACCUGGUAUUCCUGGCAUUCCAGGCAUCCCUGGGAACAACGCCAUGGGCCCCUCAGGACCACCCGGACCUCCAGGCCCUGCUGGACCCCCAGGGCCACAGGGACCUCCUGGUCUUCAAGGACCCUCAGGGGGCAGAGUCAGAGAUAACCAGCCGGCUGUGGUACAUCUCCAAGGCCAGGAAACAACAAUACAGGUCAAGGAAGAUCUUUCAGAAGGCGUACUGAGAAACUGGAAAAUGAUAUCCAUGCAUCACAAGGUGUUCAAGAUGCACUCGAGAUCUGGGGAGCUGGAGGUGUUGGUAGAUGGCACCUACUUCAUCUAUAGUCAGGUAGAAGUUUACUACCUCAACUUCACUGACAUUGCUAGUUAUGAGGUGAUGGUGGACAAGACACCGUUCCUGCGCUGUACGCGGAGCAUUGAGACGGGACAGCGCAAGUUCAACACCUGCUACACGGCUGGGGUGUGUCUGUUGCGUGCCCGGCAGAAGAUCUCCAUCAAGAUGGUGUACGAGGACACCUCCAUCAGCAUGACCAACCACACCACCUUCUUGGGGAGCAUCCGCCUCGGGGAUGCCCCCCCGGCCAGCCACUCCUGAAGUGGCAGGCCUACCAACCUGUGUGUCAAGCCACGACCCACCCCUCUACCAGCAUAUCCACUUAUGGCCUGGGGGAGGCUCCUCCCACUCUACUCUUCCUCUGCAACCAUCACCACCACCUAUCACAUAUCAACCAAUAGGAGAUGAGGAUGCCCACCUACUCCAGAGAUGACAUCAUGUACUGUACUAAAGAAUCUGCCCUCAGCCUGGGCCAGGCCCGCCCCUUCAGGCUACUACUGAGCUGUUAAGCACCACCCUCCCUUAUAAUAGUGGGAUGACCUGGUGUAAUGAUAUUAACCGCUGCCUGUUAUCUCUUAAUGGAAGAUUCCUUCCACAGAGCGAUGAUGACUAUGACCUUCGGAGGUGAUGAUGGACAAAUAUGCACCCAAUGUGUCUUAGCAUUAAGAAAGGGAGGAGUUGUUUGAAGAAAUAAAUACAUUAGACUUUACUUUUAGAAUUGUGCAUUUAUAGAUAAUAACUUGGUUUCUCUGGUCAUGACAUGCUUGAGAAACCAAGGUUGACAGGAGUCAGUCAUGUCUCCACUGAAAGAACUGUCUGUUAGUUAGACAACAUAGGUACAUACUGUAAACGUUUUUGAAAACAAUAUAGGUAUACAAUGUGUGGCAGUUGUCUGAUGAAAUUAACAUUUAUAGCUGAAACAAAAACAUUUCUCUGUUAGAAUGUGCACUGGUUAAAGCAAAUUAUUGAUCUGUAGGCAAAUCCCUCUCACUCUCUGUCUCCCUCUAUCUCUCUCUCUCUCUCUCUCUCCCUCUCCUCUCUCUCUCUCCCUCUCUCUCUCUCCCUCUCUCUCUCCCUCCUUCUCUCUCUCUCUCUCUCUCCCUCUCUAUCCCUCCUCUCUCUCUCUCCCUCCUCUCUCUCUUUCUCUCUCUCUCUCACCCUCUCCCUCACUCUCUCCAUCUAUCUCACUCUCCCCCUCUCUCUCCCUCUUUCCCUCCCUCUCUCCAUCUUUUCCUCCCUCCCUCUCUCCCACUCACUCUCUCUCUCCCUCCUUGUCUCUCCCCCUCUCUCUCUCCCUCUCUCCCCUCUCUACCCCCUCUCUCUCUCUCCCUCUCUCCCCCUCUCUCUCUCCCUCUCUCCCCCUCUCUCU
This is a messenger RNA of Oncorhynchus keta (chum salmon), 2375 nucleotides long. RefSeq names its product ectodysplasin A (gene eda). The transcript has 8 exons. NCBI's taxonomy places the organism in Eukaryota, Metazoa, Chordata, Actinopteri, Salmoniformes, Salmonidae. Gene Ontology annotation, molecular function: death receptor binding; tumor necrosis factor receptor binding; death receptor agonist activity. Gene Ontology annotation, cellular component: membrane. The record is from RefSeq and is a predicted model, not a curated record. Gene Ontology annotation, biological process: animal organ development; immune response. Bases 170 to 1267 code for a protein of 365 amino acids.